Oncorhynchus kisutch (coho salmon) is the source of this 1820-nucleotide messenger RNA. RefSeq names its product ceroid-lipofuscinosis neuronal protein 6. The record is from RefSeq and is a predicted model, not a curated record. Gene Ontology annotation, biological process: lysosome organization. The transcript is spliced from 8 exons. Gene Ontology annotation, cellular component: membrane; endoplasmic reticulum. The coding region runs from base 474 to 1388 and encodes 304 amino acids. Lineage: Eukaryota; Metazoa; Chordata; Actinopteri; Salmoniformes; Salmonidae.
GGGGCCCAUCACCGGGCCCAGAGGAGGCUAUUUUUUUACAAGACGAAGGCUGGAACACAGCUGGUUGAAUAAGACUCUAAAUGGGAUAGGAAAGCAUCCAACAGGAGAGUGUGAAUAUGGCCAGGAAAUAGAGACAGUGGGGCAUGUACUGACACAGUGUGGGUAGUAUCAGAGGGAAAGAUAGAGACUGAGAUCCAGUUUGAGGGAGAAGGGGAUACAGGAAAUGAGUUUAAAGAGGAUAUUGAGUCGAACGUCAUUAGAUACAGUCCCAAAUAUUUUGUUAUCUUCUUUUUAAAGGAAAACGGGACAUGGCAGGUAGGAUUUACAAUAGUAUCUGUCUUUGGCCCACCCUCCAGUACAGUAGGUGGCGGUAAUGCACCAUAAGGUUAGAUGCCAACCGCCAAAAAACCACACCAUAGAAGAAAAAUAAGUGGCGAAUUUUCGUUGCAGGAUUGGAGGACAUCGGGAAGAGAAUGCAAGCUGCGGUACGGAAACGUCAAAGCAAUGCACCUCGGUCGUCAACAAACCCCAGCCAACCAGAGUCCAAGCCAAAAGGGUCAUCAAUGAAGAGGCCACAGUUCCACUUUGACCUGUGGUUCUAUCUCACAGUACAAAACUGGAUACUGGACUUUGGAAGGCCCAUUGUAAUGAUCAUUCUCCCUCUGGAGUGGUUCCCCCUGAACAAGCCCAGUGCUGGAGACUACUUUCACAUGGCCUACAAUGUCAUCACGCCAUUCCUACUGCUCAAGCUGAUUGAGAGGAGUCCCAGGGCCCUGCCUCGCUCCGCCGUGUACCUGAGCAUCAUCACCUUAGUGAUGGGCGCCAGCAUCCACCUGGUGGGCGACUCCAUCAACCAUCGUCUGCUGCUGAGUGGCUACCAGCUCCACCUGUCUGUCAGAGAGAAUCCCAUCAUCAAAGACCUCAAACCUGCUACACUGAUUGAUUCGUUUGAGCUUCUUUAUUUUUAUGAUGAACAACUGGGACAUUUGAUGUGGUAUAUUCCUUUCUUCAUCAUCCUCUUCCUCUACUUCACUGGCUGCUUUACUCACGUCAAAGAGGAGAAGACGAUGCCCCUGUCCGGUUGGCUGCUACUCGGACCCAGUGCCCUCUACUAUUGGUACUUGGUCACAGAGGGUCAGAUCUUCCAACUCUUCCUCCUCACCUUCCUAGCUAUGGUAGCCACGGUGAUCCACCAGCGGCAUAAGGGCUCUGUCCCAGACGCCAAUGGCCUCUUUCUGUUCGCCAGCUUCUCUGUCACCAUGUUCCUGGUGGCCGUGUGGGUGGCCUGGCUGUGGAGCGACCCGGUGCUGCGUAAGAAAUACCCCGGUCACCUGUACGUCCCCGAGCCCUGGUCCUACUACACAUUACACGUUAAGGACAGCCACUGAUAGGAGUGACAACAGCCUCCUGUGGAAUGGACUAAUACUGACUGAAUGGAUUCCAUCAAUAUCUUGCAUUUCUGAAGAAUUGACAGGUCUGAAACGUUCCUGCUACAGAUAAAUGGUCUGUCCGCUCCCGAAUAACAUCAUCAGCAAGCGCCACAUGGAGUGUGGAUCGAGCACAGUGUUGUGCUGCAUUCUGGGACAGGCCCCUCUUUUCUACAGUUGCACCCCACCACUCCCCCAACCCCAACCACAUCCACAUGACAAUGACCAUCUUACAGUAUGCAAUGUUACAGUAUUCAUUUAAAAUGAGACAAAAAAAAUGAACUCAAAGAAAGGUCAGUGUUGGAUGUACUUGAACAUCAUUGUAUUGCUUCAAGUAAGUUGUUUGAACAUUUCAAUAUCAGAUAUUUUUAGUAAUAAAGGUUUUUUACUCCA